AUGCUACCCGAUCUUGUAGUUACCUAUGCAAUCAACAUCUUAUCACCAUAUCUGUUCCUACUUCCUCCUUUUAUUUCCUUGCUAGCAAUGUGGAGGGUCUCUCGCUUGAGAGGCCCCACGCUAACUCUAGACAACUAUCAAGAGAAAGUGAACGAAAGUAUUUCUGAUACUUUCAAAGAGCAGCUAGAUACUCAAGUAUUAAAGCCGUUAUUUCAGCAGGAGGGAAUACGACUUCCUCGCGGAACUCAAUCUAUAGAUUUGUUAGAUCGAUUGGUUGAAGCCGACCCAUUUAAUCUGGAUUGGUUAACCACAAUCUACCAAAGUUUGGAGACGCUUGGAAGUACGAGUCCUUACUUUCAACAAAUCCUAGUUUUAGGAGGGUUAGGUUAA
Molecule: messenger RNA, 390 nt
Organism: Salvia miltiorrhiza (redroot sage)
Lineage: Eukaryota; Viridiplantae; Streptophyta; Magnoliopsida; Lamiales; Lamiaceae
Source: the annotation of a RefSeq genome assembly